AGCACCGGACAGCAGCAAACAACCAACAAAAUUAAGUUCUUGCUCUCCAAUCUAAUUAACCAUGUCCACUGUUAGCUUUUCACAAUUUUCUAUUGCCUUUCUUCUGUUCUUAUCUACAACAACAUUCCAUAGUGGCAUGUUCUGUACUAGUACAAAUCUGCAGCUUCGUUGCAAUGAGAGGGAUCGUUCUUCACUGCUGCAAUUCAAGCGUGGUGUCAUAGACAGUUCCAACAAGCUCUCCUCUUGGUCCAAUGAAGAAGAUUGUUGUGCAUGGAAAGGAGUUCAUUGUGACAACAUCACAGGCAGAGUCACAAGACUUGAUCUAAAUCAACAAUACUUGCAAGGUGAAAUUAACCUCUCCUUGUUUGAUAUUGAGUUCCUGAGCUACUUGGACUUGAGCAUAAAUUUCUUUAGUGGCAUAACUCUUCCACCUACCUUCAACCAAUCUAGUAAACCUGCUAACUUCUCUAAUAUUCAGUACCUGGACUUAUCCUUCAAUGAUGAUUUUCACAUGGACAAUCUUCACUGGCUUUCAAAACUUUCUUCCUUGAAAUUUCUCAACCUCAGCGAAAUUAACCUUGUAAAUGAAACAAGCUGGCUUCAGUCCAUGUCAAUGCAUCCUUCACUGUUAGAGCUAAGAUUGGCAAGCUGUCAAUUGACCAAUAUCAACCCAUCCAUCAAGUUUGUGAAUUUUACUUCACUUGUGACUCUUGAUCUCUCUGGAAAUUCAUUUCAUUCUAGUUUACCUUAUUGGUUGUUUAAUCUCAGCAGUGAUAUCGCUCAUGUUGACCUUAGCUUCAAUUUUCUACAAGGUCAAAUACCCAAGAGCUUGCUAAGUCUUGGGAAGCUUAAAUCUUUAAGGUUGCAUAACAAUGAACUCAAUGGAUCCAUUCCAGAUUGGUUAGGGAAGCAUGAAAAUUUACAAAAUCUGUUUCUAUCUGAGAACUUGUUUCAUGGCUCUAUCCCUUCAUCUCUAGGAAAUCUCUCAACCUUGGUUGACUUGGGAAUCAGCUCAGAUUCCUUGAGUGGUAAUCUUCCAACCAGUCUUGGACAACUCUUCAAUUUGAAGAGUUUAAACAUUGGAGGCAAAUCCUUGUCAGGCGUUCUUUCUGAACAACAUUUUUCCAAUCUACACAAUUUGGAGUCACUCAUCUUGACUUCACCUUUUGCAUUUGAGUUGGAUCCUGAAUGGAUUCCUCCCUUUCAAUUGGAAGUAGUAGGUUUGAUCAAUACAAUCCUAGGUCCAAAUUUUCCAGCUUGGAUAUAUACCCAAAAGUCACUAGACUCUCUUGAAGUUUCUAAAUCAACUAUUACAUCCAUAAAUGGAGACACAUUUUGGAGAUUUGUAGCUAAUAUUACCCAUGUCAACAUUGCCGACAACUUAAUCAGUUCAGACUUGACAAACAUCACCCUGAGCUCCAAGUUUUUAUUUAUGGUCAACAAUAAUUUCACUGGAAGGCUCCCACAUAUUUCUGCAAAUGUCAUCUAUUUGGAUUUGUCCCACAAUUCUUUCUUUGGACCCAUUUCCCCUAUGUUUUGCCACAAAUUGGGUAGGGAAAAUAGCUUGGAUUAUUUGGACAUAUCAUUCAAUCUCUUAUCUGGAGCUGUUCCUGAUUGUUGGCAGUAUUGGAGAGGUUUGUCUUUCCUUUUCAUGGAGAGCAACAAUCUAACUGGUGAACUCCCUCCAUCCAUGGGCUCAUUUAUUGAUCUCAUUGCACUGGAUUUACACAACAACAGCUUAUCUGGCAAUUUUUCAGUGGAUCUAUCAAACACAACAAACUUGCAAUUCAUCAACAUUGGAGAAAACAAUUUCUCUGGAACUGUACCAGUGAAGCUUCCACAUAGCAUGGAAGUGAUGCUUUUGAGAUCAAACCAGUUUGAAGGUAACAUUCCACCAGAGCUGUGCACUCUCUCUUCACUGUUACAAUUGGAUCUUUUCCAUAACAAACUUUCAGGGCAUAUUCCUCCAUGCAUAAGCAACAUUACCGGCAUGGGUGGAGCGAAAAAAACGAGCCAUUUUCCAUUUGAAUUCAAUGUGCAUAACAAAGGCCUUGAGUUAGAGUAUACAGAUUAUGGACUAUGGCGAAAUCUUGACCUUUCAGCUAACAACUUAUCAGGGGAAAUCCCCCCAGAAGUUUUCAACCUUGUUCAGUUGAAGUCCUUGAACUUGUCUCGAAAUCAUUUAACAGGAAAGAUACCAAGAGAGAUUGGACACAUGAAAAACUUGGAAUCUCUUGAUCUGUCCAGCAACAAACUCUUUGGAGAAAUUCCUGUUACAAUGUCUACCUUGUCUUUCUUGGAAUUCUUGAAUCUUUCAAACAAUGGAUUGGUUGGACAAAUCCCAAUAGGGACUCAGCUUCAGAGUUUUGAUGCCUCCUGCUAUGCUGGAAAUCCUAAACUUUGUGGAAUUCCUCUGCCAAAAAGCUGCAUAGAAGGAGAAGGAGACAAUGGUGAUGAUGAUGAAUCAAAGCAACAUGGAGGAAACAAUGAUGAUAAUGCUUUUCAAAAUUCACUCUACCUUGGUUUGGGUGUUGGUUUUGCUGUGGGAUUUUGGGGGGCUUGUGGUUCUCUAUUCUUAAACAGGGCUUGGAGGCAUGCAUAUUUUCGAUUCCUUAAUCAUGUUGUAGACCAACUUCAUGUGUUUGUGGCCCUCAAAUUAAAGCUUAACCGAUUUAGUGGAUCACCAAGAAGGCAAGAACUUCCAACUGAUCAAUUUUGGCUGUCAAAACUUCAUCUACAAUGUCAGCAUCAUGAAGGCAGAGAAACUCUUUCAGAAGAAGGGACGUCCAACAAAUUUGACCCAGGAUCCCAAUUAAAGAAAUGAGAUUUAGGCAGUUUCCUAUUUGGCUCAAGAAUGUUUGGGGUUAUGGUCCGGGAACUGCAUCUUUAUACCUGUCACAUCCAUGGGUAUUAGUUGUACUCAUAGCUGCAUCUUUACAACUCAUAAGUUACAUUUAGUUUGGCUUCAUAACUUAUACUUGAACUUUAACACAGUUAAUGAGCUGAAUGAAAAGGGAAUGUGGAUAAGGAGAAUGAAUCAUAUAAAAUUUCCUUAUUUUCAUUCACCAAUUUAUGGCCUUUGUUCUUGCUAUCUCAUUUCUUGCUGAUAAAUUUAUAACUACUGAUUUGUGUUGAUUUUAGAUCUUAGAAUUAUUAAUCUGAUCAAAUAAAUAACUUUUCUAGCAUGUGGUUCAUUAUACUUUUCGUCUCCAUUUUUUUACUGCAAUUCUUGAUCUGAUGUGGAAUGGGGUUAGGAUAUAAGAUUGGUGGCAGAAUGAACAGUUCUUGGUUCAUAUAAUGAGGAUAGGGACUUUGCUGAGCUCUAUGGACAUCACUUCUCAUCCCAAUUUUAGGUAAGGGAAGAAAUUAAUUAUAGUCUUCAUACAUUCUGAUUGCUUAGUAUAAAAAGAUUAUUAACUCUUAUCCGGGUUUUAUGGACUUGCAUGUCUGCUGCUGACAUUUUUUUUUGGUAAUUCAAUUGUUUUCCACUACCUAAACAUUAUUUCGAAAGAAGAGAAUAAUAUAUAAAUAACAAUAGAGUCAUUACACCACGGCAUCAAAAGCUAAACUAGAGAACAAACGGCACAAAACUGCCAGCAAAAGAAAGGAAAGUGCCAAUAAGGCAAAGACUACUAGCUACUAGGAACUGAAAUGAAAACAGAAUGUAGCAGAUCCCCAACAGCAUAGCAGCAAUGAUUUUCAGAAAACGAGUGCACCGAAACCUUGGAUAAAAUGCCCUAUAUUCCACUUCAGAUCACCUCACUAAAACAGAUAAAAAAUGCAUCAAACCAAAGCCAUAUUGCAACAUCAGACAUAAACCUGAUUGCUUGUAAUAAUGUCUCAAUGUAGCAGCUCCCAAACUGUAAAGUGGCAAAGAAAUACAUGAAAUCUGCACCAAAAAACUUGGACCAAAUGCCAUAUAUUUCACUUCAGAUCACCAACUCUGUACAGCCCAAUAACCGAAAAGAAAACCGGUAAAAAAUGCCUCAGACAGAAACCAGAUUGUAUUCAGACAGAAAGCCAGUGAGAAACCAGCUAGUCAAUGAUUGUAUUCAGUUCCUCAACAUAGCCCAGAUUUCAGUUUGUCUAGAGCACCCUGUCUUAGCAAGAUAAUCAGCCAAAUGAUUUGAUUCUCUUCCAAGGCCUAUUAACCUUGUUAUUGACCCAUCCUACAGCUAGUGCAGAAUCACUCUCUAUUAAGAUGUGCCUCAACUGAAAUUGGUGACAAAAAAUGAGAGCAUGAAGGAUUGCUUUCACUUCAGCCUCAUAAGCCCAAAGGUCCCCAGUAGCUUUAGAAAAAAUACCUCUGGUUUGGCGUUCUGAAUCCUUAAGAAUGCCUCCAAUGCCACUCCUUCCCGGCAUACCAUGUGAGGAGCCAUCGACAUUGAAUUUAAGAGACCCCGCGGGUGGUGGAGUCCAAUGAUUGCUGCGACUUCUAAUCUUUGGAGGUUUCAAUCUAAUCUCCACAAAAUUCAGUAGGAAAUCGCUGCAACUGUACGGGCACUCCCGCCACCAAGCUUUAAUCCACCAAGCAAUCCGAGAAAUGUGCAGGUCCCAUAACUGAAGAAUGAUGAACCGUUGUCUCUUUACCACACCAGUGACCACAAAAGAGUUCCUUUUCCACAGUGUUAAUAAUCCUCCAGCUGCUCCAAUUGCAAAGACAGCUUCACAUUCCAUGUCCAUUGAUCUGGACCAUUCUUGGAUUUCCCUUUCUCUGACUGAGUUCAAUUUAGAUUCCUGAAUUAAUAAAACUUCUGGUCUGAGUUUGCUGACGGCUUGCUUCACCACCUUUCUCUUCAAGGACCUUCCUAGUCCUCUCACAUUCCAGGUCACCCAAGCCCUUGACAUAUUGACCCUGGAAACGGACCCACACCUCUGAUUAGUGUCUAGCAGCAAUUUGAGAGGCGAUCCCUUUCAUCACCUCCACAUCACUACAAUCAUAUAUCAAGCCGAGUCUCUUUCCCAUCAACAUAGCACUCUUAGCUCUUGUCAUAAUCCCCUGUGGCUGCUGAAAUUCAAUAGGGAGCACCAUCAAUUGGUUAUCUGCCGCAGGAAGAGGGGGAGGAGAAGGCGCGAGGAUGGGUGUUGUCGCCACAUGGGCCAGUUUCCCUUUCUUCUUAGAGCUCCCUUUUGGUCGUCCCCUGGGUCUAGGAGAAUGCGUGGAUGGAGUCAAAGGUAUCUGAGAAGUGGGUAACAAAGGAAAGUUGUCAAUCUCUUGUGCAUCUGCAGGAGUCUUCUCAAAAUCUGACUAAAUUCGGCUUGACCCGUAUUUCUCCACCCAACACGAAAGGUUUGUGUUUGUGUGUGCUUCUGUAGCCAAAUUUUCCAUUUGGGGCAGCUUCUCGGGUUGGGCCUGGGCAAGUGGCCUCCAAUCCAAAAAAGCAUUAUCAAUACCUCUUAUCAAAAAAUAGUGGUCCCCAUUCGAAUUACCCUGUACCCUUAACAACCUCGUUGACUCUAAAAUGUCUCUUUCACAAGAGUAGAGAAAGUCAAGACAGAGGCUAUACAUAACAUCCCACCUUCCCAACAUUUCCACUUCAAGAAAAGUACAGCCCUGUUUUUCCAAAAAGAUGUGGUUCAUUCUCUUAUUCCAAGUUAUCUCCCAAACUUCCUCCUCAGAUGAGAAUGGUGCCAAAUUUCUAUCUAGUCUCGUGAUCUCUUCAGCCUCGUCACUUAUUGGUUGGCAUAGAAGUGUGUCAGAGGUCAUGUUCACAGCCCCUGUUUCUGUAACCCUAGGAUCUCCAUCAAUUUCUUCCGCCUCCAUGGUUGUGUCAUCACCCUCUGCCGUUUCUGCAACCCAAGAAACUCCUUCAGCCGCUUCAGCAAUCGUCUCUGAAUUUUCUGUUCGAGAAGGGGAUGUAAACCCCGAUUCCUCUGCCGUUUCAAAGGGCGGAUCACUAGGCUUAUAACUUGAGUCCAUCUCCAGUGCCACUUUAACCACCGUUUCAUCAAUUUUCACGUUAAUGGAGCAGUUUUCAAAGGUGGGAGCUGAUGAAAUUAUAAGCAUUCUUGCUUUAUCAUAUCGAAGGUGCUGUUCUGUUUCUUCAUCUAUGCACACAAAAGUGCCAAAUAACCCUGCGAUGUUAGAAAAGAACUCAACAUUCCAUGCCACUAGUGGUACCUUAUGAACUGUCACCCAGAUAUAGUGUCUGGUUGGAAUCGAAUUUGUUGGUGAAGCUUCACCAAUCCACUCAAAUUUGUGGGCUAGAAAAUCACCUCCUUUCCGUAAAAACGACAGCAUCUCCUCUCUGUUAAUGAAUUCCAACACAACUUCCUUAGCACCCAAGGAUUUAAUUUUCGUUUGAGACCAACCUUUGGAUAUUAAGAAAUUUUGUAAAGCACCCACGUUACGCACUCCUCUGAUAGAAGCCACUGCCAUUCUCCCUAGUCGAUCAUGAUCCUCCUUCUUUGUGCUAUAGCAACAUGAAUAAUCAUUUAUUACUGGGACCGCAUGCUCUGUUUUGCGUCUCCAUUUUCGUUUUCCAUGUUGCCUAGUAAUUAAAUUGGGAGUAAUCGGCUCAGGGUGGUUCUUUCGAGCAAAUGUCGAAACAGGGUUGUGUUUGCCUGCAUAAGGAACUCUCGCCAUCUCCACCGAAAGUAUAACCCCAUAUCAUAGAACCGAACAAAACCAAAUUUCGUUUUCCUACCCUGUUUAAUGGUGCGUUGGACAAAAAUCCCAGCCAAUCUCCCCCAUCUGCUAAAAGCUAACUUCACCUGAUUAUAUGUUGUUUCCACCGACAGACCAUCGACAAACAGUGUGAAGGUGGAUUGUUCACGAUUCCUUGCAUAUUGAUAUUUAACACUGCUGCGAGGUCUAAACUCUCUGUCAGAAGCAUUCCUCCUUGACGGUUCCGCCGCAAAAUCCUGUCUCCAUGCUUCCUUGCCUCUGGUUGUAUCCACUCGCAGCCUUUGUUUAGCUAGAGAGAAGUUGGAGCCCUUCUCUCUAGGAGCCAUUUAUUGAAUUAUGCUAUACAUCAACUAAAACAUUAUUUCAUUGUUCCUCUCAAUCUGUUUUGUCCAUCUCACAUGUGCAAUGUAAGCUCUUGCUUGGUUUGCAAUUUGGUUUUGUAUUUUUUUCUAUAACAGAUGCAUCAUCUUGCACAAUUUAAGAUCAUUCCCAAUGUUGUAGAGUAAAAGAAAGACAUUGAUGCUCACAACUACCAAAGAAGCAUGACGAUGAUUGAUGAUAUGUGAUGAAUUUGCAAGAAAUGGAGCAUGAGUUCUACACCAAGAAUAGUAUAAAAUGUGUUAUUCUAAAUACAGUUGGUGACUACUAUACAGCUCUAAAGGAUCACACUUCUUGAUAAAUGGUGGAAAAAAAGAGCAUGUAAAGAUCAAUGUUUGUUGUAAUGAUGUUUCAAAGUGUUGCCACCUAUGUAUAAG
Messenger RNA from Lotus japonicus, 7383 nucleotides. Its product is annotated as receptor-like protein EIX2. The record is from RefSeq and is a predicted model, not a curated record. Gene Ontology annotation, molecular function: protein binding. NCBI's taxonomy places the organism in Eukaryota, Viridiplantae, Streptophyta, Magnoliopsida, Fabales, Fabaceae. The transcript has 3 exons. Bases 62 to 2824 code for a protein of 920 amino acids.